Rhododendron vialii is the source of this 876-nucleotide messenger RNA. RefSeq lists its product as uncharacterized. Lineage: Eukaryota; Viridiplantae; Streptophyta; Magnoliopsida; Ericales; Ericaceae. The coding region runs from base 1 to 855 and encodes 284 amino acids. The transcript has 4 exons. The record is from RefSeq and is a predicted model, not a curated record.
AUGGCUGAUGCUGCACCGGCCAUGGGUCCGGACUUCAAUUCAUUCGACGACGACAACGGAUUUUCAUUUUCCGAAGCUAUUCGCAUGUUGGACGAAAAUCCCACUCUUCUUCAUGACAUUGACGAAUUCCCAUUGACACAACACAAUUCUUCUUUCGAUCGCUCCGAGGCCAGUGAUCCCCAGUCCAAUCCCGUUGUUUCGAAUAAUCCUGACCAAGCGGGCCCUUCUGAAUUUCGCGGCGAAACGAACCAUCAUCAACAGGGAGUUCUUCAACCGGAUAAUUUGGGGUUUGCGAAUCCGGUGCAACCGCCCGGUUUCUGGCCGGGGUCAUCGGUUCCGUACAGUUGCAGUUGCUGUCAAGUACUGAGAGAAAUUAUCCACACUAAGGGCAUGCAUGCGACAAAGCUUGAGAUUCAUGGAAGACUUGGUUUGAUAAUAAGUCAUGCUAUUCUUGAGAACCGAUUUGUUGAUAGUGAUUCGACUACUCAAAGCCAGCACUAUCAAAUGCUCGAUUUUAGCAACCAAAGCAUGGAGGCUAUCAAGGAGUAUCUUGUUCAGUAUUGUGAAGGCCGUAAACAAGACGGUUAUACAAUGCAACAAGACCCACUUCUUGAGUUCUAUGAAGCUUUGUGUGUUGGGUUAACCAACGGUGAUGAUUUCUUUCAACCUUCUCCGGCAGAUAAUUCAGGCCAAGUGAACCAACCAGAGGCUGUGAACCAAACUGGGGCAACGAGGGAUGAAGUGAUCAGACUUGCUAGGAGUAGUACUUCUGUUGCAGCACAGGUUUUAGUAUCUUUUUCCAUAUGCACCACAUCUUAUCUUAUAUAUAGUCAUUUGCCAAUAGAGCUUGCUUGAUCAAAUAUAAUCAGCAAAUAA